Trichomycterus rosablanca is the source of this 1040-nucleotide messenger RNA. RefSeq names its product ring finger protein 185 (gene rnf185). The transcript is spliced from 7 exons. Gene Ontology annotation, cellular component: endoplasmic reticulum. NCBI's taxonomy places the organism in Eukaryota, Metazoa, Chordata, Actinopteri, Siluriformes, Trichomycteridae. Gene Ontology annotation, molecular function: ubiquitin-like protein conjugating enzyme binding; ubiquitin protein ligase activity; metal ion binding. Gene Ontology annotation, biological process: ubiquitin-dependent protein catabolic process. The record is from RefSeq and is a predicted model, not a curated record. Bases 143 to 724 code for a protein of 193 amino acids.
UAAUCAGCUGUAAGUAGAGCAGAGGAAGGAAGAGUUCAUCUGCUGGUGCGGCUCAUUUACAUGUUCAUCUGCGCAGUCACAGCUCGAGUUUGUUGGAUGAGACUGUUAAGCCUUUUAGUCCACUCUUAGAGUUGAGGACAGCAUGGCCAGCGCCGCUACGUCUUCUCAGGCAUCGAGCUCCUCGGCCACAGAUGGCACGGCGACCAGCUCGGCCGGUCAGACAGCAGGGGAGAACAGCAACCAGGACAGCACGUUCGAGUGCAACAUCUGCUUGGACACGUCCAAGGAUGCAGUAAUAAGCUUAUGCGGGCAUCUGUUUUGCUGGCCCUGCUUGCAUCAGUGGUUGGAAACACGGCCGAACAGACAAGUGUGUCCAGUAUGUAAAGCAGGCAUCAGCCGAGACAAAGUGAUCCCACUGUACGGGCGGGGCAGCACAGGGCAGCAGGAUCCGAGAGAGAGGACUCCGCCCAGACCACAGGGACAAAGACCCGAGCCUGAGAACCGUGGGGGAUUCCAGGGAUUCGGCUUCGGAGACGGCGGCUUUCAGAUGUCGUUCGGUAUUGGAGCGUUUCCAUUCGGGAUAUUCGCCACAGCGUUCAAUAUCAACGAUGGACGACCACCUCCAGCAGCGCCUGGGACACCACAGCACACGGACGAGCAGUUCCUGUCCCGCCUCUUCUUGUUCGUGGCUCUCGUCAUCAUGUUCUGGCUUCUCAUUGCAUAAAUGAUUCUGAAUUCCUCUCAGGAUGUGAUUUGACUUUCUCCUCUCUGUGGAAUCUACGAUGAACUCGGACACUAAUCUCUAAAGUUUAACUAAUGGAAACGAAACGUCGUCGGACUCGUCGUUCAGUCGAGUCAGACGAUUUUAAACAAUGUAAGCUCGUAUUUCUUGUGAAGGGGAUGCACGGCAUGCAAUGUGAUCUUAUGUGUGCUGUAAUGAUGGUAUAAAAUUCUGUAAAUGUGAUUUCUUGGGCUGUUUCUUUCCCUCACAGAUUGUAAUUUUAAAUAAAAAAACAGAGGCUUAUUUCUCCAAAAAGGUU